Klebsormidium nitens is the source of this 915-nucleotide messenger RNA. The record is from the annotation of a GenBank genome assembly. Lineage: Eukaryota; Viridiplantae; Streptophyta; Klebsormidiophyceae; Klebsormidiales; Klebsormidiaceae.
AUGACAGAUAGGGGGGAGAUCUUCAUGGUGGUCCCUCCUGUUGAGGUUAGCCACAUAGAAAGCAAGCUCACUGGAGCCAGAGUCAUCAUCACUUUUGCUUGGAUUCAAUUGACAGCGGCAGGGACAAUCAUUUGGCCAGAGGGUGCAGAGGACCCUGCGCAAGGAAGGCCGCAUGUCGAGGCGCGGCUGAGAGAUAUUGCUUGGGACAUGUCUGACUGCGAGUACGAGCUGGCUGACGGCCUUCUGGAAAACUCUGAGAAUAGGUUAAGAACAGCGUACCAGACGCAGGAGGCGUUUGAUCAGGCGCGAGAUGAGCGAGAUCUAGACAGAACGCACGUCUUGCCGCAGCCCAAGCCUGCUCGUAGUGCUGUACAAACAACGGUGGUGGCAACCCAAUCUCAGAGCGUGCAAACCAGAGAAACAGCGUUUCCAGCUUACAGGGACGAAUGGGCUUACAACCCGUACAUGGGCUGGAAACCUGAUGACGUACUGGUCUUUCUCUACAUAUCCACUAACCCCUGUGCAUCCGCGCGCUUGCAGGGAUACGACGUCCCCCCGCAGUUGUUCCGCCGGCCCCCCCCGUGCCGCCCCUGCCUCUACCUCCACCUGCCCUUCCUGCGCCCCGGGCCCCUCUUCCCCUGCCCCCUCCCCUUCCUGUACCAGCGGCAUCAAGCGCUGGCCCGCUUUCAGUGGUCGCCACCACUUGGCCCAGCUCCCCCCCCGCAGCGCCCCCGUCACCGCAACUCGUCAUUGUACCACGUGGUACUUCCAUUGCUGGGGCUCCGGGCGCCGUUGCUGGGGCUGCGGGCGCUGCAGCUGAAGGAGUGGCUCCACCAAGAGGCGUACCACUGCCUUGGCACGUCAUUGAGGCUGCACUACGGGGCCGGUCACUCUGACCAGGUUCGGUGCCGGUGA